GAAAGACACCUUUAUCUGUAGAGAGAAAACACAAUGUGACUAAAUCAAACCAAAGACUAACAAAUCCUUUACCGAAAGUAAAGAUUGCUACAUUCUGGUUUGGGAUGAUAUCGUCUGGAAUUACGUAAUAGAGAGUGAAGUUGUGAACGUAGAUACCAGUAAGAGUGAUGUCAUCUUCCACAACAAUGUCAGCAGAAGUCACUCCAGACAGUGAAGAUCAUGGAGGUGGAGAGGUGAAUGCUGCUCCAAGAGAUCCUGACUGCUGUGGAAUUCACUGGGGAUAAACUGACUCCUUCUGGCUUAUCUGUAGUAACAAUCGAAAUACUACCGGGAAUUACUACAACAUGUGGCCAGGAAUGGUCGGCCAGAGUCUGGCCCAUGGAGGAGAGACAGGGAAAGCUCUGAGAGUGGACCUUCACCAGAGACCAGAGGAGACUCAACAUAAGUAGAUGGUACACCAUGGUACAUUGUGUCGAUUAAUGUUUUGCAAACGCGCAAGCGUAUGAUCUAUUACACGCUUUGCUGGUGGGUUACAAUGCACAUAUUAGGAGAUGAAACGAUGCCCACGAAAGUAAACAUAACUGCCCAAAAAAAACAAAUGUUUCUGUUGGGGUGUACAAACAGUAUUGACAUUCAUAAUGUAGCAAAAACAAUGUUCGAGGG
Molecule: messenger RNA, 663 nt
Organism: Geodia barretti
Lineage: Eukaryota; Metazoa; Porifera; Demospongiae; Tetractinellida; Geodiidae
Source: the annotation of a GenBank genome assembly